AGCGUGACUUUUCUCUUUCCUUCAGUUUCCGUCGCUUUCUUGACCACAGGUUGUUCCCAUCAUGUCAGCAGCUCCUGUUCACAGAGUAUUCUUUGGCAGCUCUCAGGAGAGGAGACUCUUUCCCCUCCAUUAUGCUCCGGACCGGCUGGGAAACCAAAUGUCACGACAGGAAGUGCCUCACCUCGGCCCCGGCUGCUAUGACAACCAUGAGUUUGGCACCAUGCUGUAUGCCUUAGAGAAGACACCGGGGAGUAAGAAGGGAUACGGUCUGUCUGCCAGGACCGCGGCGCGUUUUCCGUCCUGCAACAAGACAGCGACCCCUUCCCCACAGCAGUACCAGCAGGAUCAAAGCCAGUCCACAGUCGCCCCUCCUGGCAAAACCCCUUUCAACUCAACCUCACAGAGGUUCAAAAGCACAUCAUGUACAGCUGAGAACAGCCCAGGGCCUGGGACCUACACUCAUGAUGCAGUGACAAACAGGAAAGUGAGCUGGCCGAUGUGCUUCGGGAGGCCAGACAGAUCCAGAAUGCCUCAGAUGGAAAAGAAGUCACUCAAAGUGAAGCUUAACAGUGAAAAGGAGUUCCUGAAGCACAGCAGCAGACUCGCCUACCUGAGUUUGUACUAUUAACAAUAAAGCUGAUGGAUGAAAACACGUGACACUGAUGUAAGAUGGAGUCUUUG
Messenger RNA from Epinephelus moara (kelp grouper), 681 nucleotides. Its product is annotated as protein pitchfork-like. The coding region runs from base 62 to 628 and encodes 188 amino acids. Gene Ontology annotation, biological process: regulation of cell projection organization. The transcript has 5 exons. Gene Ontology annotation, cellular component: ciliary basal body. Lineage: Eukaryota; Metazoa; Chordata; Actinopteri; Perciformes; Serranidae. The record is from RefSeq and is a predicted model, not a curated record. Gene Ontology annotation, molecular function: cytoskeletal protein binding.